Megalobrama amblycephala (Wuchang bream) is the source of this 946-nucleotide messenger RNA. RefSeq names its product fucolectin-like. The transcript is spliced from 7 exons. The record is from RefSeq and is a predicted model, not a curated record. NCBI's taxonomy places the organism in Eukaryota, Metazoa, Chordata, Actinopteri, Cypriniformes, Xenocyprididae. The coding region runs from base 134 to 946 and encodes 270 amino acids.
UUUGGUUGGGAGGAUCUUAAUUCAACAAUAAAUAGAGCAUCAUUUCUGAGCACAAUAUUAUUCAACUAGACCCUCUUCACAGACUGCUGAUAUCUGCUGAAUUGUGAAGGUCUUCUGUGAGGUUGAUACAUUGAUGAAUUCCAGGAUGGCCAUCCGUGUGAUUGUGUUUCUAACACUUUUUACUGGGUUGUGCUUCGCUGAUUCCAAAGGGAAUCUUGCUCUUCAUGCCGAGGUUGUGCAGUCCUCCACAUACCCAGAGGGAGGAGAUGCUAAACGUGCAGUAGAUGGAAACAGAGACUCAGAUUCCAGGAGGGGCUCAUGCACUCACACUAAAUCUGAGUUUAAUCCAUGGUGGAGAGUUGACCUUGGAAAUGUCUACAGUAUAAACAAAGUUACCAUCACUAAUCGUCAAGACUGUUGCAAAGAGCGGCUUAAAGGAGCUCAGAUUCGUAUUGGUAACAGUCUGGACAACAACGGAAACAACAAUGCGCUGGCUACAACUAUUCUCACUGCUCCUGAUGGCACAGAAACAUUUUUAUUUGAGCCUGUUAUUGGCCGAUAUGUCAAUAUUUUUUUACCUGGGAAUGAUGAAAUCCUUUCUCUGUGUGAAGUCGAGGUGUUUACAGAUAACUACACACCGCCGUACAUUUGUGUUCCAAAGAAUCUUGCUCUUGGAGGAACAGCUGUCCAGUCUUCCACAUACGAUAAAUUAGCAGCUGCUCAAAAUGCUGUCGAUGGCAACAGGAAUUCAAUUUACACUAGUGGGUCAUGCAGUCAUACUAAAGCGGACAAGGACCCCUGGUGGAGAGUUGACUUAUUGGGAGUCUACAAGAUAACCAGGGUUAGCAUCACUAAUCGUGGAGAUGGUAGCGCAAAUAGAAUAAAUGGUACUCAGAUCCGUAUCGGCAACAGCCUGGAAAAUAAUGGCAACAAUAAUCAGCUGUAA